GGAGGUGUCAUUGAGAAAUCCUUACACAUCCAAAGCUAACCAGUGUGAUCAUCAGCGUGAUCAUUUCCUGAAAAUGUAAAAACUGUAAACAGCCGCUGACUUUAUUCAAAUGUGUAUCUGUGGUGUUCACUUCUGACUGAGGACAAGUGCAGCAUGAAGAUCUCAGAAUUCUGCCUCCUGGUUUGUCUGACUGCUGUGAUGUCUUCAGCCCAGUAUGGAGAACGGGGAGCCAAACUUCAACUGAAUUCAGAUGGACAAAUAUAUGAAGGCGACGAGGUCAGCCUGCACUGUCAGCUCGAUGGAAAUCCUGUUGGAUGGACAUAUGAGAUCUACAAAAGGGAAUCAACAUACCAAUACUAUUAUAAAGUACACACAGAGAGCACUUUGACCUUCAGCUCUGUGACUCAUUCACAACGUGGGCAGUACCGGUGUCGAGCUGGAAAAGGAGAAGUUUACUCAACAUACAGUAAUGAUGUGUGGUUAGAAGUAUCAGAGCGGGGAGCCAAACUUCAGCUGAAGUCAGAUGGACCAAUAUAUGAAGGCGACGAGGUCAGCCUGCACUGUCAGCUCGAUGGAAAUCCUGAUGGGUGGACAUAUGAGCUGUACAGGAAUGGAUACUCAUACACUUAUAAAACACAAAGAGACAGCACCUUCACCAUCGACCCUUUGACUCGUUUAUUCAGUGGGUGGUACCGGUGUCGAGCUGGAAAAGGAGGGCAUCAGUCGAAAUAUAGUGAAUAUGUGAAGUUGGACGUAUCAGUUCCUCCAAAGCUCCCUAAUAAGCCCAUCCUGAUAGUCCUGCCAAGUGCCUUAGUAUGGGAAGGGGACACUGUGACUCUGAGGUGUCUGUCUAAGAGCGAAGUGACAGGGACACAACUGACAUACAGAUUCUACAGAGAUGAGACACCUGUGGGUCAUGAAACUAAACAGAAUAAGUUCACAGUCCAGUCAGCUCAACAGAAUGAUACUGGAAGAUAUUGGUGUGAGGUGAAGGAAGAAGGAAAAGAGACUGAGAAGAAAGAAAGUGACAGCGAGCAGUUGACUGUAAAAGAGCACUUUAGUAAACCCACCCUGAGUGUCCUGCCCAGUGUCUCAGUGUGGGAAGGGGACACUGUGACCCUGAGGUGUCUGUCUAAGAGUGAAGUGACAGGGACACAACUGAGAUAUAAAUUUUGCAGAGAUGAGACACCUUUGAGUGAAGAAACUCAACAGAAUGAGUUCACAGUCGAGUCAGCUCACCAGAAGCAAACUGGAAAAUAUUGGUGUGAGGUGAAGGAAGAAGGAAAAGAGACUGAGAAGAAAGAAAGUGACAGCUUGCAGUUGACUAUAAAAGCUAUGUAUGUGACUUUGUCAGCUUCUCCUAGUACUUCUGUGAAGGUGGGAGACUCCAUUAAACUGACCUGCACAUGGGAAGGGAAAAUGAGCUCAACACUCAUUUUCAGCUUCCUAAGAAACAAUGAGACUGUGAAGAGCAGCAGUGACUCUGCAGUGUUUAGCAUCAAUCAGGCUGAUAAAAUCCACAGUGGGAGCUACAUGUGUGCUGUAGAAUCUUCAGGAAGAAGACAAACUUACAGCAAUGAGCUUGAGAUUGAAGUGCAAGCUUUGCCUGGUGCUGGUAAGCAAGUGGAUUAUAGGAUGGAGAACAGCCUUCGAAUUGGAGUAUCAGGUCUGGUGCUGACUGUGCUGCUCAUCAUUACGAGAGACUCUUUCUGGAUCAGAGUGACUUCAGUAUUUCAAUCCAAUGAUAUUAUUAAAUUUUUAUAUCCGCAGUAUUCACUUUGGUUUGAAGACAAGUGCAGCAUGCAAACCUCCGAAUUUUGCCUCCUGGUUUGCCUGACUGCUGUGAUGUCGUCAGCCCAGUUUGAAGAACGCAGAGCCAAACUUCAACUGAAGUCAGAUGGACGAAUAUAUGAAGGCGACGAGGUCAGCCUGCACUGUCAGCUCGAUGGAAAUGCUGUUGGGUGGACAUAUGAGAUCUACAAAAGGGAAUCAACAUACCAAUACUUUUAUAAAGUACACACAGAGAGCACCUUGACCUUCAGCUCUGUGACUCAUUCACAACGUGGGCAGUACCGGUGUCGAGCUGGAAAAGGAGAAGUUUACUCAAAAUACAGUGAAUAUGUGUGGUUAGAAGUAUCAGAACGGGGAGCCAAACUUCAACUGAAGUCAGAUGGACCGAUAUAUGAAGGUGAUGAGGUCAGCCUGGACUGUCAGCUCGAUGGAAAUCCUGUUGGGUGGACAUAUGAGAUCUACAAAUGGGGAUUAACAUACCCAUACCUUUAUAAAAAACAAACAGAGAGCACAUUGACCUUCAGCUCUGUGACUCAUUCACAACGUGGGCAGUACCAGUGUGGAGGUGUAAAAGGAGGAGUUUACUCAACAUACAGUAAUGAUGUGUGGUUAGAAGUAUUAGCCCCCCCAAACCUCCCUAAUAAGCCCAUCCUGAUAGUCCUGCCAAGUGCCUUAGUGUGUGAAGGGGACACUGUGACUCUGAGGUGUCUGUCUAAGAGCAAAGUGACAGGGACACAACUGACAUACAGAUUCUACAAAGAUGAGACACCUGUGGGUCAAGAAACUAAACAGAAUAAGUUCACAGUCCAGUCAGCUCAACAGAGUGAUACUGGAAGAUAUUGGUGUGAGGUGAAGGAAGAAGGAAAAGAGACUGAGAAGAAAGAAAGUGACAGCAAGCCGUUGACUGUAAAAGAGCGCUUCAGUAAACCCACCCUGAGUGUCCUGCCCAGUGUCUCAGUGUGGGAAGGGGAAACUGUGACCCUGAGGUGUCUGUCUAAGAGUGAAGUGACAGGGACACAACUGAGAUAUAAAUUUUGCAGAGAUGAGACACCUUUGAGUGAAGAAACUCAACAGAAUGAGUUCACAGUCGAGUCAGUUCACCAGAAGCAAACUGGAAAAUAUUGGUGUGAGGUGAAGGAAGAAGGAAAAGAGACUGAGAAGAAACAAAGUGACAGCUUGCAGUUGACUAUAAAAGCUAUGUAUGUGACUUUGUCAGCUUCUCCUAGCACUUCUGUGAAGGUGGGAGACUCCAUUAACCUGACCUGCACAUGGGAAGGAAAUAUGAGCUCAACACUCAUUUUCAGCUUCCUAAGAAACAACGAGACUGUGAAGAGCAGCAGUGACUCUGCAGUGUUUAGCAUCAAUCAGGCUGAUAAAAUCCACAGUGGGAGCUACAUGUGUGCUGUAGAAUCUUCAGGAAGAAGACAAACAUACAGCAAUGAGAUUGAGAUUGAAGUGAAAGAGUCCCCACUUACCAUUGUUUAUCUCAGCGUUGGACUCGGUCUGGGUUUUCUAAUACUUGUGCUGCUGCUGUUGCUGCUGUUUGCAUGCCGCAAGACUCGAGGUUUACCAAGCAUUAGAAGUUCAAAGACUGGAAGAAAAGAGAAAGGAGAGGAUGUGAUAACACCCAGUGAAGGAGCUAACCAAAUGGAUCCAUCGAAUAAGGAAGAGGAAAACACAGACAUGUUGUACUCUGAGUUGAUGGAUUCUCCUAAGGCCAGAAACAAGGGUGAUUCUGCUGUAGAGUUCAACAAUGAUGUUGUUUAUUCAAAUCUUGUAAAAGGGAAAUUAAUGAAGAAGCGAGAGAAAAUGCCUGAAGAGUCCACAGAAGUCCUGUACUCUGAUAUCAAAUUGAAGAAUGCCACAGGUGCCUCAGCCACAGCUGAUUCAAGUUCUCUUUAUGCUUCCAUUCGCUGAAGAAAAGACAAGAAGUAACACAUUGUGGUUUGUGGUGUCGCAUCUGUGAUGGAAGCCGCAGUGACCUCAAAAGUCUUCAGCUAACACACCUCUGCUUGUCUUCUACUUCUCUGUAAUCCAAGCUGGUCUGUUGCUAUCUGCAUGAAGGUCUGGUUUUGUGGUGUUGCUAUCAUGGUGUAUUUAAGCAUUCAAUAUGGAAAAAGGAAGAAUACAAAGAACACUUGAUGACCACAGACCUGUUCAAAGGAAUGCAAGUGAUCACGUCUUGAAACUGAUGCGCUACUCUAAUCCACACACCUUCUCUUGAAGAUCUCUGCCUAUGCAAAGCUACAUACAGUAAAUCAUCCUGGUGCAGCUAUCCAGAUCUUCAUUUUCCUUUUCUUAUUAUAUACUGUGGCUAGCUUAAUGGUUAAAUUCUAUUUUCCCGAUAAUAUUAAGCAAGCAAGCAAGCUAUGAAAAGCAAGCUAUGAACAUUCUGACUUCAAACUUCUCCAGAAAUUUGACUUUUUUACUAUGGUAUAGUUAGAAGGCACGCAGAUUGCCUGUUUAGUAUCUCGUGGGUUGCACAAACUCAAAAAGCAAGCUUUUCUUCCAAAAUCUAGUCCUCUAGGCUGCCCAAGGCUUCCUUACUAAAAAUAAGCCUUACCCCAAACUCAAGGAAUAGGCUUUUGGCCUACACAAACUAUUAUGGGGUAAAUCUUAAAAUAAUUUUCAAAAACAGUAAAUAGGAAAGGGGAAAGAGAAAAAAAAACUUUAUCCCCUAAGGGUUUUUUGGCAUUAUUGCUACCUAAAUUACAUAUCCAAACAUUAAUGGCUAUUAUUCUGCUUAUGUAACAAAGAAACUGAGAAUGGCUGAAGAGUAGUGAGUAUAACUCUCCAACUUUUAAAAAGAAAGUCCUGAUAUGAAGUCCUCUUUAACAGUCUCUCCGAGAUUGCUCCUCUUACUGCAUCUUUAAAUCUCUUAAAUCUCUUACUCUUAUAAUAAAAAACAUAUUAUUAUUAUUAUUAUUAUCAAUGGUGUUUUUUAUUCUGUUUUUGGACUUUGUUUUCUGUUCUCUUAUUUUGUUUAUAAUGUGCCACUCCUGUAUUCCUGAAUUGAUGAUGACAUUAGCCAUGCUAUGUUGUUACUGCUAUUCAGAUGUACAAGAAAUAACAUCUCACAUAAUUAAAGCCUAAAAAUAUAUUUGUUUCUGUCUUGCAAACAUGAAACAAAGAGGCUUUUUCAGUUUUUAAAGUAGGUGGCAUGGAGUGAAUAAGAGAGCAAGUCUUCCAUUCUCCAGUGAAACUUCCACACUCAGUCCAAGGCUCACGCUCAUUACACCUCAGCUGUCAUUUGGCUUCUGUAGCUCUUAUAAAGUCAUAUGAUUUCUUACCCAAAUUGCCUAUGACCUUUGUAAGAGCCAUUCGUUAGUUAGUAAUGUUAUGUUAAAUUGAUAGAAGUAUUUUCUUAGUUAUGUAAAAUCUUUGCCAUGAUUGCCUAUAUAUUAAUGCAUAGUCUAUGGAAGAUUCUACUAUAUCCCCCAUAAGUUAGAUUGAAAUGGAUUAUUCUGUUUAUUUAUUGUCCCUCUGACUAGAGAUUAGUCCCAGUUUGUGAUCUGCCUUGCAGUGGUUAAGGCAUGGAGGGAAACAGUUUUCAAAACACAACGUAUCGUAUUGACUGUGCCGUACGUAUAGAACGUACCAAACAUAUUAAGUAAAGCACAGAGAAGUAUAGAAAGUAACUGAAGUUUAACAAGAAGAUAACAUUUUUUCCUUUUCUGCCUUUUAUCCUGCGUGUGUAAUAACUUUUUUCUCUAUUUUUGUGUGAACUGUUUUGCUUUGAAUUUUCACUAAACCUUUUUAAAA
Messenger RNA from Erpetoichthys calabaricus (reedfish), 5553 nucleotides. Its product is annotated as immunoglobulin superfamily member 1-like. Gene Ontology annotation, biological process: cell surface receptor signaling pathway. Gene Ontology annotation, molecular function: transmembrane signaling receptor activity. The record is from RefSeq and is a predicted model, not a curated record. Lineage: Eukaryota; Metazoa; Chordata; Cladistia; Polypteriformes; Polypteridae. The transcript is spliced from 24 exons. Bases 154 to 3708 code for a protein of 1184 amino acids.